AUGUCGGGUUAUGCCAAAUUUAUGAAGGAGUUAGUCACAAAGAAAAGGAGCUUGAAUUUUGAGACAAUCAAAGUUUCUCAUAGUUGUAGUGCAAUUAUGACUAAGGAGAUGAUCAAAAAGAGAGAAGAUCCAGGAGCGUUCACCAUCCCUUGCACCAUCGGUAUGCUCCAAUUUGCUAAAGCCCUAUGCGAUUUGGGAGAAAGAAUCAACCUAAUGCCAUAUGCGAUCUAUAAACAACCUGGGUUAGGUGAACCGAAAGCCACAACAAUGAGACUCGUGAUGGCGGACCGAUCAAUUAAACAUCCUGUGGGGAUACUAUAUGACAUAUUGGUAAAGGUUGACCGAUUCACUUUCCCGGCUGAUUUUAUCAUUCUCGAUUGUCAAAUAGAUGCUGAAAUUCCCAUCAUUUUGGGAAAACCAUUCUUGGCAACCAGGAGAGCGUUGGUGGAUGUUGAAAGUGGAGAAUUGAAGUUUCAGGUGAACGAAGAUAAAGUAACCUUUAAUGUUUGUAAGUCAAUGAAACACCCAAGUGAUAGUCACGUGGUCUCCACUGUUGAUGUUAUUGAUGAGGGGGUGGCUAGUGUGAGCCAUUUGAUGUGUGUGAGUGAACCACUUGAAGUUGUGCUUUCUAACUAUGAUGAAUUCAAAAUUCAAGGCUAUGAAAAGGUAGUUGCUGCUCUUUCAGGCUUGGGAGGUAAAUUGCUCCUUGAGGUGUUGAGAAGGCAUAUCAAAGCUAUAGGUUGGACUAUCUCUGAUAUAGUCGGCAUUCCUCCCGGUAUUUGCACUCACAAAAUUCAACUUGAUAGCGAUUGUAAACCGAGUGUUGAACAUCAGGGAAGAUUGAACUCACCGAUGCAAGAGGUGAUGAAAAAAGAGAUAAUAAAGUGGUUGGACGCAGGUGUGAUCUACCCUAUUGUGGAUAGCAAAUGGAUGUUGUUCGGGUUAUGUAAUGCUCCGGCAACAUUUCAACGUUGCAUGUUAUCUAUUUUUGGUGACAUGGUGGAAGAUUCAAUGGAGGUAUUCAUGGAUGACUUCUCGAUUGUGGGUGACACUUUUGAAGCAUGUUUAGCACAUGUAGGACAAGUUCUCCAAAGAUGUGUGGAGAGAAAUUUGGUCCUAAAUUGGGGAAAAUGCCACUUCAUGGUUAAGAAAGCGAAGGGUGUUCGUAGUUUCUUGGGACAUGCCGGUUUUUAUCGGAGGUUCAUCAAAGACUUCUCAAAGAUUGCACAUCCUCUAUGCAAACUCUUGGAGAAGGAGGUGAAAUUCCACUUUGAUGAUGCUUGCAUGGUGGCUUUCAAGUGCUUGAAAGAAAUAUUGGUCUCCACCCCGGUUAUCAUUAGUCCCGAUUGGUCAGAAUUCUUUGAAGUAAUGUGUGAUGCAAGCGUUACAGAACAAGAGUUACUUGCGGUAGUUUAUGCAUUUGAGAAGUUCCGGGCAUACUUGCUAGGUAUUAAAGUGAUUUUUCACAUUGAUCAUGUUGCACUGCGUUAUCUGAUGGCAAAGAAGGAUGCAAAGCCAAGAUUGAUAAGGUUGGAAGUCAAGGAAAAUGACGAGCUGGAGAUCGACAUAAAUGAUUCUUUUCCCGAUGAACAUGUAUUCACAGUAACUCUCAAACAACCUCUUUGGAUGAACCAUAUUUAUUCAGAGAGUGUGCAGACCAUAUCAUUAGGAGAUGUGCCGGAAGAAGAAGCCAUCGAAAUUCUCCAUGAUUGUCAUGCUUCACCGGUUGGGGGUCAUCUUGGUGGUGUACGUACAACUGCUAAAGUCCUCCAAAGUGGCUACUACUGGUCGUACCUCUACAAACAUGCUCAUGAGUUUGUUAAGAAGUGCACUCAAUGUCAAAAACAAGGUGGAGUGUCCAAAAGACACGAGCUGCCUCUUACGCCCAUUUUAGAAGUUGAGCUAUUUGAUGUUUGGGGAAUAGAUUUCAUGGGCCCAUUUGUGAGUUCGUUUGGUAAUAAGUAUAUCUUGGUGGCCAUAGAUUAUGUUUCUAAAUUGGUGGAGGCUGUUGCACUUCCAAACAAUGAAGGGAAAAGUGUUGUUCAAUUCCUGAAACGCUACAUCUUUGCUAGAUUUGGUACUCCUCGGGCUAUUAUUAGUGAUGGGGGAUCCCACUUUUGCAACAAGUGGUUCUCAGCCGCAUUGAAUAAGUAUGGAGUGAAACACAAAGUAGCAACUCUUCCCCAAACGAGCGGCCAAGUUGAAGUGUCAAAUUGGGAGAUCAAAAACAUCUUGGUCAAGACAGUGAAUGCUAAUAUGACUGAUUGGUCUUGA
Messenger RNA from Solanum verrucosum, 2274 nucleotides. RefSeq lists its product as uncharacterized. NCBI's taxonomy places the organism in Eukaryota, Viridiplantae, Streptophyta, Magnoliopsida, Solanales, Solanaceae. The coding region runs from base 1 to 2274 and encodes 757 amino acids. Gene Ontology annotation, molecular function: nucleic acid binding. The transcript has 7 exons. Gene Ontology annotation, biological process: DNA integration. The record is from RefSeq and is a predicted model, not a curated record.